GGGAGGGAGAGAGGGAGGCAGCGGUGAGCCCGGGGCCUCUUCUUCUUUUCCUUCUCCUCCGCGGGACUCCGGCCCUUCCAGGGACCCUUAAGCAUGCUGCCUCGGCCGCCGCCCGCCUUGUACCUGUCCCUCCUGCCGGGGCUGGCGCUCGCCUUCAACCUGGACGUCGGCAACGUGGUCUUGUGGAGCGGCGAGCCCGGAAGCCUCUUCGGCUUCUCCCUGGCCAUGCACCGGCAGCUGGAGCCGCAGGAGAGGAGGCUGUUGCUGGUUGGAGCACCUCGACAGAAAGCUUUCCCGACACAGCUAGCCAACAGAACUGGAGGAUUGUACAGUUGUGAUAUUUCAACUCCAGAUGUGCCAUGCACACGUGUCAGGUUCGAUGAGGAAGCUGAUCUGAGCAAAGAAAGCAAGGAAGACCAGUGGAUGGGUGUAACUGUCCGAAGUCAGGGGCCUGGGGGAAAAAUAGUGACCUGUGCGCAUCGCUAUGAGAAAAGACAGUACGUAAACACUGUCCAGGAGACACGAGAUAUAAUUGGCAAGUGCUACGUGUUGAGUCAAGACCUCACUAUCAGCGAUGAUAUGGAUGGCGGGGAGUGGAGUUUUUGUGAUGGCCGCUUGAGAGGACAUGAAAAAUUUGGUUCAUGCCAGCAAGGUGUUGCUGCCACUUUUACCAGAGAUUACCAUUAUGUUGUAUUUGGGGCACCGGGUACCUAUAAUUGGAAAGGAGUGGUUCGUGCAGAGCAAAGGAAUCAGACAUAUUAUGAUUUUGGUAUCUUUGAUGAUGGGCCUUAUGAAGUUGGUGAUGAGAGCCGGCGAGAUGAGAGCCUAGUUCCUGUGCCAGCUAACAGUUACUUAGGUCUUCUUUUUAUGACAAGUAUCUCUUAUGCUAACCCCGAUCAGUUUGUGUACAAAACUCUGCCUCCCAACAUCAAAAUAGACAAGCCCACUGAUGUGAUGACGAAUAGCUACCUAGGUUUUUCUCUGGAUUCUGGAAAAGGUAUUGUUUCUCAAGAAAAUCUCACAUUUGUUUCGGGAGCCCCCAGAGCAAACCAUAGUGGGGCCGUUGUUCUCUUGAAAAAAGACAGUGAUCUGCAGCGGGCACUGUCCCUUGUGCACGUGCUGGAGGGUGAGGGGCUGGCUUCUUCCUUUGGCUAUGACGUGGCCGUUGUGGACCUCAACAGUGAUGGUUGGCAAGAUAUUGUUGUUGGAGCCCCACAAUAUUUUGACAGAGAUGGUGAAAUUGGUGGCGCCGUCUAUGUUUACAUUAAUCAACGAGGAAAGUGGGAAGGAAUAAAGCCAGUUCGCCUCAACGGAUCUGCAAACUCCAUGUUUGGGAUUGCGGUUGAAAACAUUGGUGAUGUUAACCAAGAUGGCUUCCCAGAUAUUGCUGUGGGUGCUCCAUAUGAUGGUGAUUUUGGCAAGGUGUAUAUAUUUCACGGCUCCAGGAAUGGAAUAAAUACAAAACCAGCACAGAUCCUUGAUGGCGAAGCAAACAAAAUUGCAUUCUUUGGUUAUUCUAUCACUGGAAAUAUGGAUCUAGAUAAAAACUCCUAUCCGGACAUUGCUGUUGGAUCUCUUUCAGAUUUUGUAUCUCUCUAUAGAUCGAGGCCUGUAAUAAAUGUUAAGAAAACCAUUGAGAUAUCUCCAGACAGAAUUGAUCUGAACACAAAGAACUGCCGUGAACCUAGCGGGAUUUGUAUGAACGUCAAAGCCUGUUUUGAAUAUACAGCAAGUCCCAAGGAUUUCAACCCCAAAAUAGUUCUGAACUAUGCAUUUGAAGCGGAAAAUGAGAGGAGGCAGUUAGGUUGGCCAUCCAGAGUGCAUUUUUCCAGGCGUCAAUCUGAUCGGUUUAGUGGAACUGUGACACUUGCAGGGCAGAAGAAGGAAGAAUGUGUGACUACGACACUAGUAUUACAGGAUAAGAUCAAAGAUAAGCUGCGUCCGAUUCCUGUAACCGUCGGAGUGACAAUUAAUGGCUCUGAGUCCAUCUCACUGCCCAGGAGGAGACAAGGAAGGUCACUGCCAGAACUGGUUCCAAUUCUCAAUUCUAAUGAGCCAAGUACCAUUAGAUCAGAAGUGCAGUUCCUGAAAGAAGGUUGUGGAUCAGACCAUAUAUGCAACAGCAAUCUAAAGCUUCAUUACAGAUUUUGCACUAAAGAAGGCAGUGAAGACAAAUUUUCCUACUUCCCAAUGGAAAACAAUGUUCCAAUGCUUGUCCUCAAAGACCAGAAGGACAUUGCCCUUGAAAUCACAGUCACAAACAGUCCGUCUGAUCCAAAAGAUCCCCAGAAGGAUGGUGAAGAUGCACAUGAAGCCAGAUUCAUUGCCACCUUUCCAGAUAGUUUGACAUACUCUGCUUUCAGGGAGCACAAAGGCUUUCCAGAAAAACAAUUGAUUUGUGGUGCUAAUCCAAAUGGUUCUCAAGUCGAGUGUGAACUUGGAAAUCCUUUCAAGAGAAAUUCUAAUGUAACAUUUUAUGUGAUACUAAGUACAACUAAAGUUAAUGUCGAUACAAGGGAUUUGGACAUUAAUCUGAAACUGGACACAACAAGCAAUCAAACUAAUUUGGAUACAAUUACUGCGAGAGCUAAAGUAGUUAUUGAACUGCUUUUGUCACUCACAGGAGUUGCUAAGCCUUCCCAGGUGUAUUUUGGAGGCAAUGUGAUUGGUGAAAGUGCGAUGAAAACUGAAGAUGACAUUGGUAGUUUAAUUGAGUAUGAAUUCAGAAUAACGAACUUGGGCAAGCCACUGAAGACAUUUGGUGCAGCCUUCUUGGAUAUAUCGUGGCCGAAAGAACUGAAGGGAGGGAAGUGGCUUCUGUAUUUGGUAUCAAUACACUCCAAAGAAUUAGGAGAGCUGCAGUGUGAACCUCCAUAUGAAAUAAAUCCUUUGGGAAUUGAGACCUCUCGACAUUCAAGGACAAAACGUGAAGUUGCAGAGAAGCAGACAGAAGGUGGCAAAGGUUUUUCUUUGUUUUCAGAAAGAAAAUACAAGACUUUGGAAUGCAAUGCGGAGGCAAAUUGUGUCACCAUAAGGUGCCCCUUGCAAGGUUUGGAUAGCAAAGCUUCCAUCAUGCUGCGUGCAAGAUUGUGGAAUAGCACUUUUCUUGAGGAGUAUUCCAAAAUGAACUAUCUAGACAUUCUUCUUGAAGCUUCAAUCUUCAUUGCUGCUGCAGAUAAUAUUAAACUGGAAAAUCAAGCUACUCCUGUACGGGUUACUGUCUUUCCCGCUAAGACGGUGGCAUUGUAUAAAGGGGUUCCUUGGUGGAUCAUCUUAGUAGCCAUCCUUGCUGGAUUAUUGAUGCUCGCUUUGUUGGUCUUUUUACUAUGGAAGUGUGGAUUUUUCCAGCGUUCCAGGUACGAUGACAGCAUCCCCCGCUACCAUGCUGUAAGAAUUCGAAAAGAGGAAAGGCAGAUCAAAGAUGGAAAACCGAAAGUGAAAAAACAAUGGAUCACAAAGUGGAGUGAGAAUGAAAGCUAUUCCUAGGAAAACUCCACACUCUUCCAGCACCAAAAAACUCAAAUGGCCUUUAAAGUGUCAUUGAUUCAAACAGUGGAUUGAUUGAGAAAGACUAGUGUACAGAAUUGGCUGCCCCUUUUUUGUAGAUAUUUUAACAUUUAUUUCAAAGCUUUUUGUUUUGUUUUACAGAUCUAAAUGUUAAGCCUGACUAAACGGAUCUACUUGUCUUAUUUAAAGCCCCCACUUUAAAAAACAAACAGGUUUUAUGUCCAGAAAGUGAGAGAGGUGCGUGCAGGAGGAGUAAAAUGAAAGCCCUAACAUUUCUUUUUGUGGAAUAGACCUGAACAGGGCCUCCCAAGUAGUGGAUCUGUUUUCUCCCAGCUCAUUUUUUUGUAUCCAGAACCCUGGAUGUUUAUUAUCUGCUUGUUGAGAUCCCCUUUCCUCCUCCAUUAUUUGCAAAUCAUACAUAGUAUCAGCCAGUGGACUUCAGAGAAAGAAAAACAGCCCACCCAUGGCCAGCAGAGUGAAACUGAGUAUAUGUCCUCAGUGGUUUUUGGCUGCAGUCAAAAGAGAAAUGGAACAACUUGACUCUUCACAUGGCUCAGCGGAGCCCCCUUCCAGAGAAUGAACUAUGUUAUAUGUCUAGUCUUUCUGAAUCUCCUAUUACGUUUUCAUUCAACCUGUCUAACGUUCCUGAAUCCAGUGCUGAUCCCCACUCCAGCCUAUAUACAAGAUCAUGAGAAAUAUAGGAAUGUUCCUAUAUUUCAAUUUGCUGAUUACUGUUAUUUGAAUGUGGCAAGGGAAAACAGUUUAUCUCAAGUUGUGUUUUUUUAUGGUUGGGAGUAAUAUCUUACUAUGAGCUGCUUCAGGUUUAUUUGAAAAAUUAUUUUGGGAUUCCUGCUUGACAGAAUUUUAAGAGCUCUCUUUCCUUUCCCAAUUAGACUGCCUUAGAGACAUGAUUUGCAUUUCCUCACCUUCUAAGAGGUCUGUUUGUUUGAGGAAGUGUUAUUGUCAAUGAAUGUCUAAAAUGGAAAGCAGGUUUCCAAAUCAGUCCGAUUGUCUUCCUGACUGAUAUCCCAAUUCCAAGCCUGGAGGAUGCUCCUAGAAAGCACUCAGGAAAGCUAUCUUUUUGGACUGGAGCUCCCAGUAGCCUACAACUACUGUAAUCUUUGAAAAGUGGCCUCUCCAAAAUCUGAUUCUCAGGCAUAUGGAAGAUGGUUGUGGUUAU
Messenger RNA from Anolis sagrei ordinatus, 4687 nucleotides. It is a transcript of the gene ITGA6, whose product is annotated as integrin subunit alpha 6. Gene Ontology annotation, molecular function: integrin binding. Gene Ontology annotation, cellular component: integrin complex; external side of plasma membrane. The record is from RefSeq and is a predicted model, not a curated record. NCBI's taxonomy places the organism in Eukaryota, Metazoa, Chordata, Lepidosauria, Squamata, Anolidae. Gene Ontology annotation, biological process: cell adhesion mediated by integrin; leukocyte migration; cell-cell adhesion.